CUUCAUCACAGGCUGGACAGUGAGCGAGCGCGAUUACUGAAAUGCCUAGCAGAGGUAAAUGAGGACAGAGACAAGGCGGACAUGCUCGCCGACAAGCUCACACGAGAGGUGAACGAGCUCCAGAGCAAGAUCAAAGGGCUCAGCGAGGGCGAGUACGCCGCGGCGAAGCUGGACGUCGACCGGCUCCGGAAGGAGCUCGGCCAGUCGCCGCUGCCAAGCCUGCAGGCGACGAUCGAGGAAAAGUCUGUCCAGUACCUCAAAGACCUCCGCACGCAGCUCGAGGCGAGCGCGGCACAGGCGUCGAAGCGCAGCGCCGCAGACGACGGCGGAGGCGGCGGUGGUGGGGGCGGCGGUGGCGACGGCCAGCCCGGCGCGAAGCGGCCUCGGGGCCGGCCCAAGGGGAGCAAGAACGGCAAGAAGGCCAAAGCGGCCGUCGACGCUGCUACCGCUGCUGCUGCUGCUGCCGAUGCGGCGCUCACGCCCACAGCUUCGUCUGCCGCGGCGCCAACGGGACCUGCGGCAACUACGGCGCUCAGGGCGCCCGCGCUGGGCUCCGCGGAUGGCGCGGCGUGAGCGGCUUCUACCUCUGCUCUGCCAAGAGCGGUGGCGGGCGGCGCCCAGUGCGCGAGGGUGUGUGGGCGCGCGCAACAGACUACGGGCGGUGCAGUGGGGCCCCGCCCCGGGGGUGCCUCCACGGCAGAGCGUACUGUGCAGAGCACGCUAAGCUCCUUUCUUUUUCCUCGGACGUGGAGAGGGGGAGGGCUGCAACUGGCAGGCACGAACGGAUCUGAACGGCUGUUUUCUUGUGGCACGACUAGUAGACGUUUGGUUUUUGACGCGCAAAUCUGGAACAUUU
This is a messenger RNA of Phanerochaete carnosa HHB-10118-sp, 856 nucleotides long. RefSeq lists its product as uncharacterized. The record is from RefSeq and is a predicted model, not a curated record. The coding region runs from base 82 to 573 and encodes 163 amino acids. Lineage: Eukaryota; Fungi; Basidiomycota; Agaricomycetes; Polyporales; Phanerochaetaceae. The transcript is spliced from 5 exons.